UGGGAUAAAAGUAUGGUUCAAUCGAGUAUAGAACAUCGUUUCACAUAACUCAGCUGAUUCGGAAGUUGUAAAAGUCAUUUAACCAGUUCUGAUAGAAUUGAAUGGAAGUCCCUUUUUACGAGGACGAGAUUAUGCCCAUAGAUUCUUCAUCUGAACACACGAUGUACGACAAAACAGCCAUGAAACUAGACCUCAACGCCACAGUUCGCAGCCAAAGCGUUUUCGACAACUCGAUUCUUACUUCGCCGGAUUUGAACUUACUUAAGUUAGCUUCACCGGAACUCGAAAAAUUGAUCUUAAAUUGUGGAUCCCUUGUUACUCCAACACCUCAAGGAUUGAAGAAUUCAGCAGCGAACUUAUCUGUUACAGAGCAACAAGAAUUAUACGCUAGAGGAUUUUUAGAAGCUCUUCAGAAACUUCACCAAGAGCAAGGUCCACCAGGAUCUACGGCUAUAUCAAACGCAGCUUUUACUCUAAAUCAAACUACUUCAAGCAUUGGAGUUCCUACAAAACCUGUAUUCACUCAAGCACCAGCUAAUGUGCAGCCUUCUACAGUUCCUUUGGCCACACAAAUGUUGGUUACUUCUGACGAAAAUUUCACCACGGUUCAAAGUUAUCCUUCGAACACAUUGUCUACGAUAUCAACUGGUGAACUUCCGCUUGAAUCGGUACGCACAAGAAAUGUUACCUCGCAGAUAUUUCCACAGUUUCAGAGUACUGGAGGCACUAUGAAUGCUCAGCCGCAGUUUCAAAAUGCUGCUGCGAACUUUGGCUACAGUAAUCAAGGUCAGUUAGCUAAAGUGAAGGUGGAAGAUUCAUUGCAGGUCGUUCCUGGCACACCCCCUCUGCCUCCUAUUGACUUAGACCUACAGGAAGCCGUUAAAAGCGAACGAAAAAAGCUCCGAAAUCGUCUGGCUGCUUCAAAGUGCCGGCGUAGAAAGUUAGAAAAAGAGGCUGACCUUGAAAAGAAGGUACAAGAACUCAAAGACAAAAACUCUGGGCUUCAAAGUGAAGCGUUCGAGUUACGAGAACAGAUUUGCCAGUUGAAAAAACAAGUAAUGAAACACAUCAAUGAAGGAUGUAAAGUAUAUCUAUCGGCUUCAAAUUCGUAAGGAUUGUGAUCGAACUGUGACUUAUGAGAAGUUAUCUAUUGGUCAAGUCUUGCCUCCAUGGCAGUGGCAUUUUGACCGAAAAGAGCAUUGUUUUUAGGAGAAAUAGUGCUCAUGAUUGUGGACUGCGUCUGUAAAGCAACAGGUGCGUGACGCAAACAGCACAUUCAAAAUGGCUUGAAAGUUGGUCUUCGAACAAGAACAAGGAAUAUGAACAAUAUUUAAUCGCACAAAGAAUGUCCAUCUUGAAAUCUGGUAUUUCGAGAUCUCUCUGUUGACCAGAGAAAGGACACAGCAAUUCAGUUAAGUUGAUAAAAGCAAUGCUAGCAUUUUUUAGAAAGAUGUAAUGAAGUGGAAACCAUUUCAGUGCUAUAUUAGAAAACCAGUUGAAAACAUUGGUUUGCGUUUAAUUUCGUUUGUAUAACCAAUAUAAAUAUAUAUAAAAUAUACGAAGAUAUGUAUUUCCGAAGUCAGUUGUACUUAUAGGAAUAUACUUGAUAUUUAUGGUUAAGUGAAAUGGCUUAUAGUAUAUCUAUUUAUUCAAUAAAAUAAUAAGAAAAUUAAAGAUGUAAACUACGAUUCACAAACCGCUUUGAGAAUAAUUAUAUUCAUUCUUUUUCUUCGUUAUUGUAGACAAUUUUUUGUCCAAGAGACAUUUUUAUAAGCCCAUAACUGCUAACUAUGGCUUUGGGUAUCGAAGAAUUAACUUAUAAUAUGUUAAUAAAAUGAAGAAUGAGGUUGAAAA
Messenger RNA from Actinia tenebrosa (Australian red waratah sea anemone), 1854 nucleotides. Its product is annotated as transcription factor JunB-like. Gene Ontology annotation, cellular component: transcription regulator complex. NCBI's taxonomy places the organism in Eukaryota, Metazoa, Cnidaria, Anthozoa, Actiniaria, Actiniidae. The record is from RefSeq and is a predicted model, not a curated record. Gene Ontology annotation, biological process: regulation of cell population proliferation; regulation of transcription by RNA polymerase II; regulation of cell cycle. Gene Ontology annotation, molecular function: transcription factor binding; RNA polymerase II cis-regulatory region sequence-specific DNA binding; DNA-binding transcription factor activity, RNA polymerase II-specific.